AAUCUAAAAUGAAGCUAUGGGAUAUUUUGGCCACGUGUUUGUUGCUGCUGACCGCUGUCGGUUCAAGUCCGCUUUUCGGAAAAUGGUAUUCUGGCAGGAAAACAUCGACGUACGUGGAACAACUCCAAGAGGUGCCUUCGUUGCUACUGGAAGAUUCUGAACCUCAGUCGGUUAGCGAGAAGUCCUCACUUGAAGACUACACUAUGCCAGAGCUGUAUCCGGAACAAUUUGAAGAUGUAGUGGAGUUCAUUCAAGCCACAAUAAAAAGAUUAAAGAGAUCCCCGGACUGGGCACUUCCAGCUCGGAACAAAGGGGACAAGAGACGGCAAAAAGCUCCAGCAAACACAGACACUACAGUAAAAAAACCUGCCAGGAACAGGAACCGGGGCUGCGUUUUAAAGGAGAUCCAUUUAAAUGUAACCGACCUGGAUUUAGGUUACCAGACCAAAGAGGAGCUUAUUUUCAGGUACUGUAGCGGGUCCUGCAACUCUCGGGAGACCACCUAUGACAUGAUACUGCAAAAUUUAACAAAAAACAAAAAGCUGGUCAAGGAGAAAGUGAAAAUGCAGGCCUGCUGUCGGCCCACAGCCUUUGACGAUGACGUAUCAUUUUUAGACGACAACCUGAUAGACUAUCGCACGCUUAAAAAACAUUCCGCCAGGAAAUGUGGCUGUGUCUGAGUUGUUUUUCUUUGGAACAUGUUGCAUUCCUGCAGUAUUUGCGGAUGGGACCAAGGUUCCAAGAUAAUUAUAAGUCCCAGGGGGAGAACAGGACCAAGGAUCCAGAACAGAAGACAAGGGGGCAGCUGGUUCUAGAAGUCUAAGCCCACUAAGGGCCAGGAGGGAGAAGACGUGAUUGCUCUGGUCUAUGUACAUGGAGAUUCAGGAGCAAGUAGUUUUAAAGCCACACUUUACAACAUAUUUUCCUGUGGUCACUGCGGGUGUACAGUAUAUGGGUCCCAUUAUUGUUCAAUGAAACCAGAUUCUGUGCUCAUAAACAUAGCUAAAAAGUCAGCAGUGGAGUUGAUUAAGUUAUAUUCUUUGCAUUCCUUCAAAGUAGUAUCACUUAGCUUACUAACUUAAAUUGACAAGUUGUCUACUUAAAUUAUACUAGACCCCUAAGAAACAUAUAACCUUUAACUUCUUAUACAUUGUAUACACAGCACACCCAUACAUGGUUAUAGGCACAGUUUGUCUGUAAUAAAUGUGUGUUUUUAAAAAUAGUACUACUACUACAACUAGACUAAGCCAAGUUGUUGACACUACUGCAUUUGCAUUGGGUAUAAUUUAAAUCAGCCAUUUUCUUGAAAAUAGGGGAAAAACUUGUGAACUGAAGGGUUCACAAGUAGUAAAAUAUCUACAAGGGAAACUGCAGCGAUAAUGUAAACCUCAGUGUAAAAGACAGUAUUGUAUGCCAGGUCCCUCCUCAUUCCAGUUGUUGUUAACUUGGAUGUAUAAGGCAUCCAUAGAUUUUUGAUAACUUUAGCUGGUUUUACAAUACUCUUGUAUAAAUGAGCUAUGUGAAGUAUUCAUUAUUUUCUUGAAAUAUAGGUCCAGAUGUUGAACGCAUCAGUAAGAAAAGGUAGCACGAAAGGGAGUUGUGUUUAUGGGCAUUUCUUUGGAAAGGCUACAUGUCGAGGUUAGCUUAGAUCUGGCCGUGCUGCUCAGAACAGAUUUAUAAAGUUUACAAGACUCAUACUUCUCUUUUAAUCAGAUCACUCAGUCAGAGGCUGGUCACUGAGGCCAAAGGGACUACCUGAUGCAAUGCAUCUAUUCAGAUUCCUAAAUAUAUAAGAUAUUUAUU
This is a messenger RNA of Polyodon spathula (Mississippi paddlefish), 1803 nucleotides long. RefSeq names its product glial cell derived neurotrophic factor a (gene gdnfa). The transcript is spliced from 2 exons. The record is from RefSeq and is a predicted model, not a curated record. Gene Ontology annotation, biological process: peripheral nervous system development; positive regulation of branching involved in ureteric bud morphogenesis; negative regulation of neuron apoptotic process. The coding region runs from base 9 to 680 and encodes 223 amino acids. Gene Ontology annotation, molecular function: growth factor activity; receptor tyrosine kinase binding; glial cell-derived neurotrophic factor receptor binding. Lineage: Eukaryota; Metazoa; Chordata; Actinopteri; Acipenseriformes; Polyodontidae.